CUAAAGAGGAACCUUUCUCUCUAAGCGGUGUCACCAUGUUAUUGUUCCCCUGCGUGUUCAGACCACACGUUCACAUCGUGAAGCGAGAUACAUCGUAAAUUCUUUAUAUUUCCUGAAGCAAAUUUCCAGCAUGCAUUUAACACACGAACUGGAGCUCUUUCCCGGCUACAAAGUGACUCAAAUGCUUUUCAAGGAGGUAAAAAAUGCGGCAGAGUUGAGACAGUGUGCGGUGGAGGGGAAAAUAAACGGUGCUCUGAUCAACCCAACGAUGCUGGUAAAUCCUUUCCAAGUGCUCGUAGCUGCCAACAAGGCUGUUAACUCACAGAACAAUGGGAAAAUGAAGACAAGAAGCUUAUACUCAGAAAUAAUAUUCAACCUAUCACCGACUAAUAAUAUCUCAGAGGCGUUCAAAAGGUUUGGGUGCUCUGAUGGCGAUGACUCUGUCCUGGUGGUCUUGAUUCACAACGAAGACGAGUCCCAGCUUUUAGCAGACCUCACAGCCCGGGUGAGCGGACGGCAGGUUCCAGUGGAAGAAGUUUCCUCACUGACAGACCACGCCAAAGUCAAAAAGUUGUAUAAAGUCACUCAAGAGGAGGAGAAGAGUGGGACACUGCUGGACGCGGUAGUAUGCAGGAUGGCUGCCAAGGACGUCAUGUAGCUUCCACAGGAAAAAGGACCGGAAAGGCAACCAUUUUUUUUAUUUUGAAUUCAUUUACUCUUCCACAUUGUAAAGUCCCAAAAUAUUGUGUUUUGUCGAAGUUAACUAUAAAAAAAUCUUAUUUCUCCCAUCUGAAAAUAAAUAUUUCAUAUAUUUUCUCAUGGACAUUGCUUUUCUCCUGCUCACAUUUACAUUUAGCAUUUUCUUUCCAUCUAAAAGGGGACAAAUAUCAGAUAGCAUGUGCUUAGAUUCCGCCUUGUUUGUUCUUCUAAUCUAAAUCAUCUUGAAUUACCUUUUUAAAAUAUAUAUAUUAGGACACUUAUAAGGAAAUGUAUAUUUUCAGCGUCAUUUUACUUGCUCCUGGAUAUUACAUUUUCACUCACUUCAAUUCUCAGAUUUUAUGCAGACACAACAAAAUGUGCAUACCAUAAAUUAAUUGAGAAAGAGAUGUUUAUUAAAAGUGAUUGCACACUCUGGAAAAAACAAAAUGACAUUGAACUUUUGUUAUUCUCCUUAAUAAUGCGGCAUCACAAUGCAAAUUGUAAAAGCUUAUAGAAAAUGUGUAAAAAAUAAAGGUUAUGGUACAAAGAUAACAUAUUUCAUCAUGAUUUCAGACAAGUAAAAUCCCACUGCAUCAUAUAGUUACAAUAAUGACAUUUACAGACAAAAUGGCCCUAAUAUUAUUAAGUAUUUCCAAAUCAGAAGCCCUGAAUAGUUGUUUUGUUCUCAGUGUGUUUCACUAAGAAAAGUCACAUCAUGCUUGUGUACAUUUGUCAUCCUGGGAAGUUGGCGAGCUCGUCUUUCCCGAUGUUCCCUCCGCUGAGGAUGCACACCACGUUCUUCCCCUCCAGCCCGGGUAUCUUGUUGUUAACGAUGGCAGCGAACGCAGCGCAGCCCGACGCCUCCACCACGAGGCCGGAGCUGUACAGGGUGGAGACCGCCGCCUUGAUCUCCUCAUCGUUUAUAAGGACAAUCCCCUCCACGUAGCGCUGACAUAGCUCGAAGGGCAGUUUGCCUGGGAUUCAGAGAAAAGGAGUGAUUAAAAAAUACAACAGUUUGAAGAACCUAACCUCAUUAAACAUGCAAAUGCUUGCCUUUUCUACAAGAUUGUCAACGGCCUUACAGUACCUAACCUCCUCUUAGACAGUUUAUUAACAUACGCACAACUGCAACUAGGGUAACAAGAGGUGCAGCGAGAGGAGAUUGCAUUAUUCCACUCAGAAAAAGUUAUUUCAGUCAAUCUUCA
This is a messenger RNA of Notothenia coriiceps (black rockcod), 1904 nucleotides long. It is a transcript of the gene tprkb, whose product is annotated as Tp53rk binding protein. The coding region runs from base 131 to 658 and encodes 175 amino acids. Gene Ontology annotation, cellular component: nucleus; EKC/KEOPS complex; cytosol. Lineage: Eukaryota; Metazoa; Chordata; Actinopteri; Perciformes; Nototheniidae. The transcript is spliced from 4 exons. Gene Ontology annotation, biological process: tRNA threonylcarbamoyladenosine modification. The record is from RefSeq and is a predicted model, not a curated record.